ACGACGACCAGUGACGGCACAGGCGCUAGGACCAUGCAGUCUCCAGACAGGCAAAGGAAGUCUCAAUCACAGCUAGCUAGCUAGCAGGCUAACAUUGGUAUCUGUAGUUUUCUGAGCGAACGGUAUGGAUUCAUAUAAAUAAUCGUUUGAUUGAGACCCAGCCAUGUCUCAGCUGGAGAAGAAGGCGGGGCUUCUGAGAAGGACGUCCUCCUCUAAGAAACCCCUGAAGGAGAAAGUAGUGCUGAUGUAUGAUGAGAUCUUUGCGAAAGAGGAUCCAGCCAAGAACAACUCCCGUUUCUGGGAUGAACUCUUCCUCAUGAAGGUGAAUCUGGAGUACCUGGAGGCCAAGCUGGAGUCUCUGGAUGGAGAUGAGGUGAUGAAGAUUAAAGACAACAUCAACAGUCUGUUCCACCACUGUGUUCAGGCCCUGGCAGAGGAGCACCAGAUCAAAGUGGUCAACGCCCUGCAGACUCUGUGUGCGUUGUUCCGUGGGGUUCACCAGAAGAACAAGUCAGCCUCGGGCUUCGACAUCAUCAACAUGCUCGUGGGCUUCGACAAGGCCGAGCUCCGCAUGAAGGACCUGAUGGAGAGUUUAGACAGCCUGCUGUGUGGGGAGGGUUCAGAAAGUCUCAAGGCCCUGUGUCUCAAACUACUGCUGUGUUUAGUGACGGUAACAGACAACAUCAGUCAGAACACCAUCCUAGAGUAUGUUAUGAUCAACAGCAUCUUUGAGGCCAUUCUGCAGAUCCUAUCAGAUGUGUCCACUAGAGGACAACAUGGUUAUGAUGCUGUUGUCCUCCUGGCUCUGCUCGUCAACUACAGGAAGUACGAGUCUGUGAAUCCCUACAUUGUGAAGCUGUCCAUAGUGGAUGAUGAACCAACCCUAGACGGAAUGGGUCUGGUGGUUGGCCAAGCCCUGACACAAUAUAACAGACAGUACAAAGACAAAGAAGAGGAGAACCAUGGAGGGUUCUUCUCUACACUCACCAGUAUGGUGGGCAGUAUGUUCAUUGCAGAUGCAGAUGAGAAGCUCUCAGUACAGACCAAUGAGGCGAUUCUGCUGGCGCUGUACGAGGCCGUGCACCUCAACCGCAACUUCAUCACUGUUCUCGCUCAGAGUCACCCAGAGAUUGACAUCCCGACCACACCCAUCACCCCUGUUCCGACCACUCCCACGACGCCGCUUGGCACAACCCCGCUCUCUAUGGACAUGAUGAACUCUUCAGAACUUCCCCUGGAUCCUAACCUUCAGACCAGUAACCUGCUCAUCACCUUCCUCAAGUACUCCUCCAUCGUCAUGCAGGACACCAAAGAUGAACACAGACUCAACAGUGCCAGACUCUGUCUCAUCAUCCUCACCUGUAUAACGGAGGACCAGUAUGCUGAUGCCUUUCUCCAUGACGACAACAUGAACUUCAGAGUUAAUCUACAUAGAAUGCCCAUGAGACACAGGAAGAAGGCAGCAGAGAAGAACGUCCCGUCCAGACCACUGGUGUGUGCUGUUCUAGAUCUGAUGGUUGAGUUCAUCGUAACUCAUAUGAUGAAGGACUUUCCUAUGGAUCUCUACAUGCGUUGUGUACAGGUGAUCCACAAGCUGAUCUGCUACCAGAAGAAAUGCAGAAUCAGGUUACACUAUACCUGGAGAGAACUGUGGUCAGCUCUGAUCAACCUGUUGAAAUUCCUGCUGUCCAAUGAGACCGUUCUGUUGGCCAAGCACAACAUCUUUCACCUGGCUCUACUGGUGGUGAAUCUGUUCAACAUGUUUAUAACAUAUGGAGAUACGUUCCUGCCCACCUCCAACAGUUAUGAUGAACUUUACUAUGAGAUCGUCAGGAUGCACCAGAUCUUUGACAACCUCUACUGCAUGGUACUGAGAGUGUCCACCAACGCAGGCCAGUGGAAGGAGCCUGCCAGUAAAGUCACACACUCACUGGUCAACGUCAGGGCCAUUAUCAACCAUUUCAACCCCAAGAUUGAGUCCUACGCUGCAGUGAACCACAUCUCCCAGCUGUCUGAGGACCAGGUAUUGGAGGUGGUUCGGUCCAACUAUGACACGUUGACCCUGAAGCUGCAGGAUGGUCUGGACCAGUUUGAGAGAUACUCUGAACAACCCAAGGAGGCUGCCUUCUUUAAAGAACUGGUUCGCUCCAUCAGUCUGAAUGUGAGGAAGAAUGUGUCUCUGAACACACUGAGUCAGGACCUCCUGCUCAAAGAGUUCUCCACCAUCUCCUGAGAGACACAUGUAUAGUCCUAACCCCCCCCCUGACCCUAUCUGACUACACACACACUCCUCUAUC
Oncorhynchus mykiss (rainbow trout) is the source of this 2297-nucleotide messenger RNA. The record is from RefSeq and is a predicted model, not a curated record. NCBI's taxonomy places the organism in Eukaryota, Metazoa, Chordata, Actinopteri, Salmoniformes, Salmonidae.